Messenger RNA from Aquila chrysaetos chrysaetos, 6100 nucleotides. It is a transcript of the gene SVOP, whose product is annotated as SV2 related protein. Lineage: Eukaryota; Metazoa; Chordata; Aves; Accipitriformes; Accipitridae. The coding region runs from base 624 to 2270 and encodes 548 amino acids. Gene Ontology annotation, cellular component: membrane. The transcript is spliced from 16 exons. Gene Ontology annotation, molecular function: transmembrane transporter activity. The record is from RefSeq and is a predicted model, not a curated record. Gene Ontology annotation, biological process: transmembrane transport.
CCUACCAGGUCGCUACAAGAGAUCACGUACAGGAACUGUCCUUGGGUUCCUGUUCACUGUAAUAAUGUAAUUUUCUGCCAAAGUUGCAUGGUUCUGCCGCUCAGCAGGCUGGUGUUGUGGUCCUCAGAAGACCCUUUGCUCUCCUCCGGGGAGCGGAGGCAUCUAACCCAACUGGCCUUGGCUUUCCUUGUGGAUGUCUCCAUCCUCUCCGCUUCCUUUUCGCCCAGUCUGUGAUAUUCCCCGAGGCUGCACCCUGCCGGCGGACCGGUCAUCCAUCGACCACUGAUCCCCGAGGGGAGGAGGACCGCCGGUGACAGGAGAGCCGAGCCCCGGUCCUGGCCAGGCUGGCAGGUAGCACCCCCAGAGCAGGGACGGGAAGGGGAGGGAGCCGCGGGCCGCGGCCGCCCCGCCGCCUCUGCCCGCCCCGCCGAGCCGAGCCGAGCCGAGCCGAGCCGAGCGAGCCGAGCCGAGCCAUUCCCGUGCCGCUCGGUACGGGCUGCCGGCCGCCACCGGAGCUGUCCAGCCGCCCGCGCCUGCCUGCCCGCCCGCCCGCCCGCCCGCAGCUCCAGCCAUCCCCGCCAUGCGAGAGCGAUGAGAGCAGCGCCUGCAGAGGCAGCCUGGCAAUGGAGGAUGAUUUAUUCCAGCUGAGACAGCUGCCGGUGGUCAAGUUUCGCCGCACUGGGGAGAGUUCAAGGUCAGAUGAGGAUGUCAUUUCAGGAGAACAUGAAAUUCAGAUUGAGGGUGUUCGGACAGAGCUAGAGCCUAUUGAGCUAGAGGAUGGAGCUGCAGUGCCAAAAGAAUUUGCCAACCCAACUGAUGAUACUUUCAUGGUGGAAGAUGCGGUGGAAGCCAUUGGAUUUGGAAAGUUCCAGUGGAAGCUCUCUGUUAUUACUGGAUUAGCAUGGAUGGCAGAUGCUAUGGAAAUGAUGAUUUUAAGUAUCCUAGCUCCUCAGCUUCAUUGUGAGUGGCGAUUACCAAGCUGGCAGGUUGCAUUGCUCACAUCGGUGGUGUUUGUGGGAAUGAUGUCCAGCUCCACCCUCUGGGGAAACAUUUCAGACCAGUACGGAAGAAAAACAGGCCUAAAGAUCAGUGUGUUGUGGACGCUCUAUUAUGGGAUCCUCAGUGGUUUUGCACCAGUGUAUAGCUGGAUCUUGGUGCUCAGGGGCCUGGUGGGCUUUGGGAUUGGAGGAGUGCCUCAGUCGGUAACCUUAUAUGCUGAAUUCCUUCCAAUGAAAGCCAGAGCAAAAUGCAUUUUAUUAAUAGAGGUCUUUUGGGCCAUAGGGACUGUGUUUGAAGUCCUCCUAGCAGUGUUGGUGAUGCCCACUCUUGGCUGGCGGUGGCUUCUCAUUCUUUCUGCCCUCCCACUUUUGCUCUUCGCUGUCCUAUGUUUUUGGCUGCCAGAAAGUGCCAGGUAUGAUGUAUUAUCUGGAAAUCAAGAAAAAGCAAUUGCCACUUUAAAGCGGAUAGCAACAGAAAAUGGAGCUCCAAUGCCUUUGGGAAAAUUAAUUAUUUCCAGACAGGAAGACCGAGGAAAAAUGAGAGACCUUUUUACGCCUCAUUUUAGAUGGACCACAUUGUUACUCUGGUUUAUAUGGUUUUCCAAUGCUUUUUCAUAUUAUGGGUUAGUUUUAUUAACUACAGAGUUCUUCCAAGCAGGAGACGUCUGCAGCAUAUCCAGUAGAAGAAAAGAAGUUAAAGCAAAGUGCAGCCUGACCUGUGAGUAUCUGACAGAGGAAGACUACACUGACCUGCUCUGGACAACCCUGUCAGAAUUCCCUGGUGUGUUAGUAACACUAUGGAUUAUUGAUCGGAUAGGCCGCAAGAAAACCAUGGCCCUGUCCUUUCUGGUCUUCUCGUUUUGCAGUCUUUUGCUGUUUCUCUGCGUUGGAAGAAAUGUUCUUACUGUGCUGCUCUUCAUUGCAAGAGCUUUUAUUUCAGGAGGAUUUCAGGCUGCUUAUGUUUACACUCCUGAGGUUUAUCCGACAGCCACGCGUGCUUUGGGCCUGGGAACAUGCAGUGGAAUGGCCAGAGUGGGAGCCCUCAUAACCCCGUUCAUUGCACAGGUUAUGUUGGAAUCUUCCGUCUAUUUAACACUGGUGGUUUACAGUGGAUGUUGCAUGCUGGCUGCUGUGGCUUCCUGCUUCUUGCCCAUUGAAACGAAAGGUCGUGGCUUACAGGAGUCCAGCCACAGAGAAUGGGGACAGGAGAUGGUUGGCAGAGGAUCUCAUUCCCCAGGGGUCACCAGGUCAAACUCUGGAUCACAGGAAUGAUAGGACAUGAAAACCUGCUGAAGGAAUGAAUGAUAUGAGCAAGACCUCUUUCACAAAAAAUCCAACCCUGAAGCAUAGAAAGCUGACCAUACUGUCACUGCCAAUGUCACGUGUCAAACUGCAGGAACUUUUGGGUUGAACCUAAGCAAAUUGUGUCUCUGCCGCUCUUUGCUCACACACAUAAAAUUUUUACUUCUGUAUUGAGAGGCGUUUGAUCCAGAUAUCAUUUGAAGUUUAGCAGGAGGGGUUUUUCUUAAGUCUGUUGUGCUUGCAUGGUCAGCUAUUCAGCUUAAAAUGUCCCGUGUCAAGCAAAUAGCUAACUGAAUGCAACUCAGUAUAAGCUGUAAUUAAAAUAAUGUACUCUUGAUGCCUAAAACCAAAAGAUUAAUAUUUAUUGUGUACCUGGCAUAGCACAUGGUGGAUUCCAUACACUACAGAAUAGGUUUUAUGAAUUAGAUGCCUGCCUUGCACUUUUUAGCCAUCAACAACAACAACAACAAAAUGUGAUAACGGCAAACCAACCAAUGCUUUCUAGUUCCCUUGCUUAUGGGUUCUGUUCCUUGAGAAUUAAUAGGCACUGACUGAUUGCUUGGAAACAGUUUUCUGAACGUUUCUCCCAUCCAAGGCAGGUAGUUUGAGUCAGUGAGGAGUGGUAUUUGUUGCAGAGAUGGAGUCUUAUAUAAGAAACAUAAAUCCUCAUGGUUUGGAGCAGAAUUUGACUUCUCUAACAUUGCCAGAAACAUUGAGCGCUCUGUCUGUUGCUUGGUGAAGACUGCUUCAGCUGUACUGGUGUCUCUUUGUGUGUGGAGAUGCACGCUGUGGUUUUCUGCAUGGGUCCAGGUAUGUUUCUGCUCAAUUUGCCUAAGUAUGUUCUUGUGGUGGUGUAGCCAAAACCUUUGAUAAAAAUGCCUCAGUCUGAACAGCUGUGUGUAGCAAUUUGGAUGGAGCUGCUUUCAAGUGUCUCCCAACAGAAGCUGGCCUCCUGACAGCUGGGCAGAACUUCUCGAUAGCUGCUGAUUGUACAUUGACUCUAACAUCAAGCUGGUGACAAAGGAAUGUAGCUGGCAUCAUGUUGUAAACGAACAAAAAUCAUGGGAAGAGCCGAACUGCAAUCAUCCUUAGAUGAGGAACUUCACUCCUUCAGAUGUCGCUCCUCGAGGCUGAUGAUCCUGCUCUUGUCAGAGAAUGUAACAGAGUUCAGGUGAGGAUAAGUUUGUCUUGUUUGUCAGAAAUCUGUCACUAUGCAGAAAGUCAGAUUUCAGAGUCUGUGGAUGUGCAGCGAGGAAAUGCAUAAGGAAGCUGAGAUGUGUCUCAUCCAUGUCUCAGUUUAUUUUCAGGAUUCCAGACUAUGGAACACACACAACCAAAUGUAAGUGAGAUAGACUAAAUGCUAAUCACUAGGCUGUGGGAAGCAAUACAUUUUUAUAGUAUGUGUGGUCAGUGGUCUCACGUAAACAUAGGUAAGCGUGCAACAAAUUUUUGCACAAUAGAAUAUUUUAAGUAUUCUGGGAACCAGGCCCCUUUUCUGUGGGGCAGGACUAGGUCACUGAGUCCAUGUUUGGGUGCAAUACAAGUGAACACAGUUGGGGUUCAGCUUUCACUUAGGGUUUUACAGUACUGUAGUGCAGUAUAAUGCUCCAAGACAUGUUAGGCUGUUUGUUUAUAGCAUUGAAGGAAAAUUAGAAGUGGAUAAUUCCUUAAAGAAACUGAGGAAAUGCAGACUAAUAAAAAAAGGCCAAAGAGGUUACUGAUAUUCUGUGUGUGGGUAUUUUCUGCUGAGAAAAGUUAAAGUUUGACAUGGUGCCAAAAUGUCUCUGUCCAUUCAUUUACCACUCAAUGAUGGUGACUGCAAUGAAAGACUCCAGAAGUGGUUGGUCUAAACAGGAAACUUUCCUUUUCACAGUAAUAUGAAAAUGCAAUUCAGCUCACAGGGGAUCCCACUUUAGGUGUGGCUGAUGACAUAGAAACACACUGUCUCUUCCAGUGGCUGUUGCUGUGUGCUGGUUCGGUUAUCUCUGUCUCUGCUGUCUCUGUAUUCUGGCUGCUCAAUCUCCAGCAAGCUCAAGUUCCAGUUGAUCAAUCCCCAAUAAACAGACAGGGCUCUCACGGCACUGACAACUGGUGCAAAUAAUUUGUUUUUACCUCCUUCUGUCAGGCUGUAGUUGGAUAAUUCUCCCUAAUGCACUAUGCAACUGGGGUAGCUCAGACCUGCCUCAAAGUAGAGAGAGAGACGGACUUGUUUCCCUUGGACUGUCCCUCUGAUGUGCGAGAGAUGGACAGGACACUGGCAGUGAGGACACAGUUCCUGGAUGGUUUUAGAUCAGAUACUAGACCAUGCGUGUGACCAGUGAGCUAGAAAACCUGCUUUGCCUUUGCAUAGUAUGGACCGUUCACCCUUUAAUGAAAGUUCUGACUAUCAUCUUCUUCCUCCUGCUGGUGAAGGCACUUGAGAGCAUGCCAGUCCACACCUGACAGGGGCACAUCCAGAUGCUUACGUGUCUCUUGCCAUGUGGGCUUCCCAUUAGCUGUGUUUACAGUUAGGUGUACACCCCAAAACCGGAUGGUCUCUAGGAGAAUUCAGCAGGGUGUCAGUCUGCAUUAGAGAUGAGAAAGAACAUAAAAUGCAUGACAUCCGUGGCCUGAAGGAAUGCCACCUUACAGGCGCCUUUAGUUAAAAUUCUACUUUUCCAGUGUUAAUGUUCACAUAUCACUUCAUUUUUUUGAGUCAAUAUUCAACAGUUUUAAAGGACUGCAUUGCAACAGCCUUCAAAGUGUGCAUUCAGAGUGUUUUAGGUGAAGUAUAUAUAUCUCAUAGAUUUGCACAUAUGUAUACUUCACAUAAAAUAUUUCCCAGGUAAAGAUUUAUAGGUAAUGUGAAACCUUUUGAUGCUGUUGAGUAGUUCAGUUUUAACCUGUGACUGUUACAGUAUUAAAAAAAAAAUCAAAGGCAUUUUUGCUUUUCACUUUUUAUGAAUUCUGCAUUGACAAUGUACAUAAUGACACAAAUGCCAAGAUUGGUCCUGCUGAGACAUCUUCAUAGUCUGGGUCUUUGAUUUAGAGACAGUGAUGCCUAAAGCAUGAUCCAAAGCUCACUGAAGUCUGGGAGAGUCUCCCAUGGAUAUUUGUGGGCUUUGGAUCAGCUGAAUAGAGGAAGACAGGUAGGAGCGUGCCACAGCUGAUCCCACCUCACUGAAAUCAGUAGGAGCCUAUUGGGCACUGAAGAAACAGAAGAGAAGUUCAGGUUUUGCAAGUCCUUGCAUAUUAUUAAUAAUGGAAAGACAUUUUAGAUUGUUCACUGAAAAACUGAAGAACAUUUGGGUUGAUACACAAUAGCCUAUAAAUAAUCACAAGUCAUAUUUUGUUAAUAUGGCAACAUCAUUGAUGUAUAUAAUAAGCUUCCAAAGAUUGUUUUACACACUGGCAAGUAUUUUUCACUGAUGAAAGAAUUAAUAUAGCUAGUUCAUUUAAAACAAUAAAGUGAGAUAAUUUUGAAUUAAAAUCGAGAGCAAAUGGAAUUGUGGGAUUCAGAGAUUUGCUAACUGUCCAAUAUAUUAAUGUGCAAAGCUGUUGUGGGAAAAAUAAUUCUCCAAGUGUGCUUUGAUGGAAUGAUUUAUUAUUCCUAAAUGCUUGCCGAAAGAACAUUGAAUGUUUUCCUGUGUUUGAAUGUACAGUUUCUAAGCUGGAUACAUUUUAAUGUUUAAAAACUUUGUGUAUAUCAAGCUUGUUGUAAAAUACUCCUUUUGUUCCUAUGUUACUGAUGCAACACUGGAUAGUUUAAUUCCACACUAGAUAUUUUAUGUUAAACAAAUAAAUAGUUUUUUCAGUAAAAA